GUGAGCUGCGGUUUGAAAACCAGUUGACAUCGUGAGGUGGGCCUACAAAACAAAUACCUUGGAAAAAAUGACGUUCUUUCUUAGAAGAAGUAUUUUCAACAGAAAUAUGUAUCAUGCUGUCAACUCAGCACUGACAGUUCCUGCAUCCCUCACAGUGGGGCACAGGUCGCUUUACAUCGGUGAACGGGCCUCGCUAAGCAAAACAUUCAGCGGCAGAGACGUUGCGCUUUUUGCUGAGCUGACAGGGGACAUGAAUCCUCUCCACCUCGACCCAGAGUACGCCAAAACGACCUCUUUUGAGAGGCCCAUUGUGCACGGAGUGCUGAUUAACGGUCUCAUCUCAGCAGUUAUUGGGACAAAGUUGCCCGGUAAAGGCUGCGUGUUUCUCUACCAGGAAAUACGCUUUCCGGCACCCCUCUACAUUGGAGAGGAAGUUGAGGCGGAAGCGGAGGUUAAAAAGAUCAAAAUGUCCUUCGCUUUUAUUUCUGUUUCCUGCGCUGUCAAAGACAAAGUGGUCAUGGAGGGAGAGGUCAUAGUGAUGAUGCCACAGAAUGGAGAGCAAUCGUGAGGAAUGCUGCCGUUUCAGUUCCAAAUGCUUCCAGGAAUUAAAUGUUUUUGCUUAUUUUUGUUCUUUUGAAAUGUGACGCUCACACAAAGAUUUAAUAUUCACUGCUUUUGUUCCCUGAGGUGCAGUUUAAAUAAACUGUGUGAGAAAAUAA
Pimephales promelas (fathead minnow) is the source of this 719-nucleotide messenger RNA. Its product is annotated as hydroxyacyl-thioester dehydratase type 2, mitochondrial-like. Gene Ontology annotation, molecular function: (3R)-hydroxyacyl-[acyl-carrier-protein] dehydratase activity. NCBI's taxonomy places the organism in Eukaryota, Metazoa, Chordata, Actinopteri, Cypriniformes, Leuciscidae. The record is from RefSeq and is a predicted model, not a curated record. Gene Ontology annotation, biological process: fatty acid biosynthetic process. Gene Ontology annotation, cellular component: mitochondrion.